This is a messenger RNA of Monomorium pharaonis (pharaoh ant), 3008 nucleotides long. It is a transcript of the gene cpb, whose product is annotated as F-actin-capping protein subunit beta. The transcript has 4 exons. Gene Ontology annotation, biological process: negative regulation of filopodium assembly; actin cytoskeleton organization; cell morphogenesis. Gene Ontology annotation, molecular function: actin filament binding. The record is from RefSeq and is a predicted model, not a curated record. Lineage: Eukaryota; Metazoa; Arthropoda; Insecta; Hymenoptera; Formicidae. Gene Ontology annotation, cellular component: F-actin capping protein complex; cytoplasm. The coding region runs from base 271 to 1077 and encodes 268 amino acids.
UCUUUCUGAAGAGAUUUGGUGAGGCAGAUAGGCGGGUAGAGUGGUAGACAGGCAAAGAUAGCCAGCGACGUGAGUGCGACAAACCAAUCACUGCUCGCACCACGACACACCCUUUCAAUGUCCGUCUCGUUUAUUUUUGAGACGAUCCUAGCAAGAUAGUGACUAAUAAAAAAAUACGUUUUACGUUUAUCUUAUUGUCAACAUCAGCCAAUAAGAUUUUGAUGCUCGUCGGCCUAUAAUCAUUUUAAAUUGCGGCAGUAUGAACAACAAAUGGACUGUGCGCUAGACCUGAUGCGGAGAUUACCUCCGCAACAAAUUGAAAAAAAUCUUAGCGACCUGAUUGACUUGGUUCCUUCACUAUGCGAGGAUCUACUGUCCUCGGUAGAUCAGCCGUUAAAGAUUGCCAAGGAUAAGGAAUCUGGCAAGGACUACCUGUUGUGCGACUACAAUAGAGAUGGGGAUUCAUACAGGUCUCCUUGGAGCAACACUUACGAUCCACCGUUAGAAGAUGGCUCGAUGCCUUCCGAGCGAUUGAGGAAGCUGGAAAUAGAUGCCAAUCAUGCCUUUGAUCAAUAUCGAGAGCUUUAUUUCGAAGGUGGAGUUUCGUCGGUGUACUUAUGGGACUUGGAUCAUGGCUUUGCAGCAGUAAUUCUCAUCAAGAAGGCUGGCGACGGUUCCAAGAAGAUUAAAGGAUGUUGGGAUUCGAUACAUGUGGUGGAGGUACAGGAGAAAUCUACUGGUCGUACUGCUCACUAUAAACUCACAUCAACAGCUAUGCUGUGGUUGCAGACCAACAAACAUGGUUCUGGUACAAUGAACUUAGGUGGCAGUCUGACGCGUCAGGUGGAACAAGAUGCUCAGAUCAGCGAAACGUCCCCUCAUAUUGCCAACAUUGGCAGAAUGGUGGAGGACAUGGAGAACAAGAUUCGUAAUACAUUAAACGAGAUCUAUUUCGGUAAAACGAAGGAUAUCGUCAAUGGGUUGCGGUCGGUGCAAUCUUUGGCUGAUCAAAGACAGCAGGCUGCGCUCAGGCAAGAUCUCGCAGCGGCGCUGCAGAGGCGAAACGCCAACAAUUGAUCUUGCGAAGAGCAGGAAAGUUUCAAUUACGAUUACGAAUAGAAUUUUAUGGUAUUUUUUGAUCCUUUUUUAUCUCGCUUGGGAUCUUUUGCGAUUUUCAUAGACGUCUUUAUAUUUUUAGAAUCCGUGGAACUUUGGAUUCUUGAAAGUUUUCAAUUUUUUGCGGCGUUCCUCGAGUUCUUUCCCGAUAAGUCUUAACAUCUCGUUGGACUUUUGGAGAAUUUUAAAUGCUGCGACUUGGGCCUUUUCCAGGGCGUCAAACCGUAUCUAUGGAACUCAUAAAAUCCUUUGAAUCAUUGUCUACAUUAUUGAUAUCGAUAAUGAUACUUAUUACUGAACUUUGUUGCCCUAAAAGAGAUACAAAUCAAUCAUGAACGUGUUGAUUAAACCUAAACAGUAUGAAAUACUUUGUUUAAUUUAGAAUGAAAUAGAGUUUAUUGUAAAUAUGCGGAAAAAGUGCAACGCGUUUUAGAUCAGUAAAUUAGAUAAAAAACUAUGUAAAAUGCAAAAGAGUGAAUUAUAAUAAUAUAGUUAACGCUUAUUGUGUAAAAACUCGAAAAAACUACAUUUAACAAUUUUCUCUUUUGAUUUAUACUGAGUUUGAUAAAUGAUAAUUGCAAAUUGUAAUAAAUUUAUAACAUUUUUCUAAUGUUUGAAAAGUAUUAAUAUUUCAUUUAUACUGUUUAGGAUUAAAUUUAAAAGUAUAUAAUUUAGCGCUUGAAAACAAUGUAAAAUGUUUUGCGUAAAAAUUGUAAAAGGACUAUCUUAUUGUAAUAAGGAAUUUGUCCUCAUAAAUGAAAACCUUUUGAAGAUUGCACAUAAGAAUAAAAAAUUCUUUACAUUUAUAUUAAAGUUACACUAGUUAACAGCUAAAAAUCAUUUUAAACUAGACAAGGUGUUUCUAGUAGAUUUUUGAAUGUUGAAAACUAUGUAAACCAAAUUUCAUCAGAUUUCUAAGGUUGAGUUUUAAGUUUUAUUAUGUAAAAAUUGACUUUUUUAUUAUAUUUAAGAUCUUUGUAAAAAAAAGUUAACAUUAUUUGAAAAUUUUCUGAUUAAAUAUCAUGAAAAUGUAGUGUUCGUUUCCUAUAAAAUUUAUUUUUCUAAUUUCGAUAUCUUACCUUUAUCCAUUUUAUGAAGGAUUUAAAUACAAAAUUUUGUUGAUAACAUAUGCCUGUGAUAAAGUAUAUAUUAUAUGUUUAUAAUUUAUAAUUCAGGGUAUCGGUUGCACAUACACAAUAUAAUUUACCAUUUUAGAUUCCACUAAAUAACUAUAUAUAUAUAUACAUAGUCUCAUUUUAUUUGCCUACUUCGCAUUUUCUUAAACAAAUGCGUUAAAAAAUGUUUCAAAUAAGUUUUAUUAUUUUACAGGAUGAUAAAAUUAAUUUUAGAAAAAUUUUUCAAAAUUUUUACUUUCAUAUACGCCCUCAUAUGAGUAAUUCUCAACUUUUCGUAGCACAGCUAAAAAUUAAGUUAUCUAAAUUAAAAAAUACAUUUUUAAGGGAUAAACAAUACAUUCAUGACAUCAGAAUUUCCAGAUAAUGUUGACUUUUUACAAGAAAAUCUGAAACAUUACAAGUUUUUUUCUACAUGUUAUACUUCAAUUAUUUUGAAAACCUGAUGUGCUGAUAAAAUUUGGUUUAUGGCACUUUUCAACAUUUGAAAAUUUAUAAGAAACACUUCGUCUAGUAAAAUAAUAAAAACAAAUUUUUUUGUAAACUAGUGUUAUUUAAAACUAUUUAGAUACAAACAAAUAAAACUCAAAAAAUUGUGUCAUAUUUCAAUAUUGAAAGAUAUAAAUCCGAUAUAGCAUAAUCUCCUCUUUUGGAGAGAUAGUGAAACAAUUUGUUUACAUGACAAUCCAAAAGAAACAGUUGCAUUUUGCAUUUGUUAAUAAUGAAUCCAUAUGCGCAAAUAAAAGUUUUCAAAUUAAA